This is a messenger RNA of Eleginops maclovinus (Patagonian blennie), 1847 nucleotides long. RefSeq names its product creatine kinase, mitochondrial 2a (sarcomeric) (gene ckmt2a). The transcript has 9 exons. Bases 257 to 1600 code for a protein of 447 amino acids. Gene Ontology annotation, cellular component: mitochondrion. Gene Ontology annotation, biological process: phosphocreatine biosynthetic process. Gene Ontology annotation, molecular function: creatine kinase activity. NCBI's taxonomy places the organism in Eukaryota, Metazoa, Chordata, Actinopteri, Perciformes, Eleginopidae. The record is from RefSeq and is a predicted model, not a curated record.
UAUCGGACCGUCUGUGGUCAUGCUUAAUCGUAGCUCAACUUGAUCGGUCUGUGCCGGUGUAGAUCAUGUUGAUGGCCCCUCAUUGGUUUGUUCCUGAACUUAUGAUUGGCCUCCACUUUUUAAUCCUGCAUGAGGGGGUGGAGUCCCCUGAGAGAGGAGAGUGAAAAGCUCUUUACAAGACACCUUCAGCAAGAAGGCAAAGAAGCUUUCCUACAGCUAAUUUGUUUCUUAUAAAGAGUUACCUACUAUCCAAAAGAUGGCUGGCUCUUUCACACGUAUGAUCUCCGGACGCAACAGGGCUGUGCUGUUGGCCAGCCUGGGCGCGGGAACCAUGGCAACUGGUUUCCUGCUGAGUGAUAACUCCCUAGCUGCUGAGGUGAGGACGAAGCUGUACCCUCCCAGCUCUGACUUCCCCGACUUGAGGAAACACAACAACUGCAUGGCCAAGGCUCUGACCCCGGCCAUUUAUGGCAGACUGAGGGACAAGCUCACCCCCAACAACUGGACCCUGGACCAGUGCAUCCAAACCGGAGUGGACAACCCCGGACACCCUUUCAUCAAGACCGUGGGCUGUGUGGCCGGUGAUGAGGAGAGCUACGAGGUGUUUGCUGAACUCUUUGACCCCAUCAUCAAAGACAGGCACAACGGCUACGACCCCAGAACCAUGACUCACCCCACUGACCUGGAUUCUUCCAAGGUGUUUACACCACUGCAUGAUCCCUCCAUCCACCUGCUGUUCUUUAAUGUAUUCAAACUAUGUUUCUUUCUUGCCUGUUUCCUCAACCUCCAGAUAACCAACGGCGUGUUUGACGAGAACUACGUCCUGUCGUCCCGUGUCCGCACUGGGCGCAGUAUCCGUGGGCUGAGUCUUCCCCCGGCCUGCUCCAGGGCUGAGCGCCGUGAGGUGGAGCGGGUGGUGGUGAUGGCCCUUGCCGGCCUGAAGGGUGACCUGGCCGGACGCUAUUACGGCCUGGAAGACAUGACGGACAAGGAGCAGCAGCAGCUCAUUGAUGACCACUUCUUGUUUGACAAGCCUGUCUCUCCUCUGUUGACAUGUGCCUUUAUGGCCAGAGACUGGCCAGACGCCAGGGGCAUCUGGCACAACAAUGAGAAGACCUUCCUGAUCUGGGUGAAUGAGGAGGACCACACCAGAGUCAUCUCCAUGGAGAAGGGAGGCAACAUGAAGAGAGUGUUUGAUAGAUUCUGCAGAGGACUGAAACAGGUGGAACAGCUGAUCCAGGAGAGAGGCUGGGAGUUCAUGUGGAACGAGCGUCUGGGAUACAUCCUCACAUGUCCCUCCAACCUGGGAACAGGACUCAGGGCUGGUGUACAUGUUCGACUGCCAAAUCUCAGCCAGGACAAACGUUUCUCAAAGAUCCUUGACAACCUGCGGCUGCAGAAAAGAGGCACAGGUGGAGUGGACACAGCUGCUACUGGAGACACCUUCGACAUUUCCAACAAUGACCGUCUGGGCAAAUCUGAGGUGGAGCUUGUCCAGAUGUUGGUGGAUGGCGUCAACUACCUGAUUGAGUGUGAGAAGAAGCUGGAGAAGGGACAUGACAUCAAAGUCCCGUCUCCCAUCACUCAGUUCAGGAAGUAAAAAUCUGAACUCAUCGCAGCACCAGUGUUAGUGUGGGGGGGGGUCGGCUCUCUGCUCCGAGCUCCCUCCCAAACCUCAGAACGACGUCUGUCCACUGCUACAGAUGGUUUCUUUAUUUCUCCAACAAAGAUUGCAAAUCUUUAUAAUAACCUAAUCUUAGUCAUGGACUGCAGUUAGGGGGGAUUCUACCUCAAGUUUCAGGUCAUCACUGUAUUCCUGACUUCAAUAAAGACAACAGUAUUAAACA